AUGGAAGGUUAUUUAAAGAAAUGGGUGAACUUUAUGUAUUAAUGGUAAAAUAGGUAUUUUAUUUUACAUGAAGAUUCAUUAAUAUAUUGUUAAUCUAAAGGAACUCCAAAAAAAGGUAUUUAAUAUUAUAUAAUUAUUAGGUCAAGUACAUUUAAGUAUAUGUUCAAUAAGAUCAGUCCCAAAAGAUCCAUUGAGAAUAGUUAUAAAUUAUGGAAUGAGUGAAAUGAAUUUAAGAGCUUCAUCAGUAUAAGAGAAAUAAAAGUGGUUAGAUGCUCUUUUAUUUGCUUAAUAAAGAGUAUAAUAUAAUCGUUAUUUAGUUUACAUCUAAAUCUGAGAAUAAAAUAUUAGUCUAGAGAAAAAAGAAUCCAUUCUAUUUUAUAGAAGGUGUACCAGAAUUAGAUUUGAAACGUAUCCAUACAACAUUAACAUAAUUUUGGGUUAUGUAAGCAUAAUUGGAGGAAUAGAUAUCUUUAAACAAUACUUAAAGAAUCAGUUAGUUGAUUUAAGAAUUAAAAGUAUAUCCCUUUGAAAAUUUAGCACACUACCACAUCUUGUGCAUCCCAAUUAGAUGAAGAAUAUAACAAGUUGAUUUAAAUAAGCAAAAAAUUAUAAGAAAAAUUCAGAGAAAUUAAUGAUUAAAAUCCACCUGAUCAUCAUGAUCUAUAAUAUGAUGAAGAAUUUUUACCUACAGAACAAUUUAUGAGUUUUAAAAUGGAUGAAGAUGAAUUUUAUUCUAUCAAUCAUGAACUUUAUGAUGAUAGACAAUUAGUAAGAAGACUUUCUUCAAAAAAAAAGUCACUAGCUGGAGUAUCUUCAUUAUAUUAGUUACUUGAAUAAAUUAGAAUUCCAUAACCAAUUAAAUAUAAGAAUCUAAUCAAUAAUGAAGCAUUUAAAGAUAUGAUCAUAGGAAUUGAUGAAACUAGAGAAUAAUUACCUGCUUUUAAGGAUCCUAACGAAAGCAUAAAGUUCGUUUCCCUAUUAAAAGAUAUGAUUGGAAAAGACCUUACUAAAAUUGCAUUUCCAGUUACUUUUAAUGAACCUUUAUCAAUGCUUUAAAAUUUAUGUGAAAAUUUAGAAUAUUCAGAACUAUUAGAUUAAGCAGAUACAUUUACAAAUAGUUGUGAAAGGUUAGCUUAUGUUAUGGUUUUUGCAGUAGCAGGAUUAUCAGCUACAAUUAAUAGAGUCAAAAAACCAUUUAAUCCUAUUCUAGGUGAAACUUUUGAAUUUACUUGUGAUAAAUUUAAGUAUAUUUCAGAAUAAGUCUCACAUCAUCCCCCUAUAUCUGUUGGUUAUGCGGAAAAUGAUCAUUUUGAAUUUUUAUCUGAUAAUAAUGUUACUACAUCUUUCUGGGGUAAAUCUAUUACUGUAACACCUCUUGGAUGGGUUAAUAUUACAUUAAAAAAACAUUAAGAUUAAUUUGCAUUUUAAAGAUGUAAAUCCUCUUUUAAAAAUUUAAUUAUGGGACCUUAAUAUCUAGAUCAUUAUGGAGAAAUGAAAUUUAAAAAUGAAAUAACCGGAGAUACAGGAACUCUUAAAUUGAUUGAAGGAUCCUCAGAAGCAUCAUAUGAAUUAAAAGGAUUUGUUAAAGACAAACAAGGAAUAUAAUAUUGUACAAUAUAAGGUAAAUGGAAUUCAGAAAUAAGUAUUUCAAUUGGAGGAAUUAACAAAGUAAUUUGGGUUCGUAAUCAAUUACCUUUAAAAUGUGAUUAAUAAUAUUACUUCACUCGAUUUGCUUUAUAAUUGAAUCACUUAAAUAGAUAGCUAUUAAAAACAUUGCCACCUACUGAUUCUAGAUUCAGACCUGAUUAAAGAGCCUUAGAAAAUAGUAAUAUUGAUUUCGCAGCAAUUGAGAAAACUAGAUUAGAAUAAAAAUAACGAUUAGCUAGAAAGGAGCUAAAUGAGCAGAAAAUAGAUCAUAUUCCUAGAUGGUUUCUUUAAAGGAAUGGCAAACAUACCUUUGGUUAAGAAUAUUGGAAGCUAAAAGAAACAUCAGAAUUCUAAAUAUAAGCAUUUGAUAUUUUUUGA
Paramecium sonneborni is the source of this 2025-nucleotide messenger RNA. NCBI's taxonomy places the organism in Eukaryota, Ciliophora, Oligohymenophorea, Peniculida, Parameciidae. The record is from the annotation of a GenBank genome assembly.